Molecule: messenger RNA, 3072 nt
Organism: Dracunculus medinensis (Guinea worm)
Lineage: Eukaryota; Metazoa; Nematoda; Chromadorea; Rhabditida; Dracunculidae
Source: the annotation of a GenBank genome assembly
AUGGAUUUAUUACUUUUAUUUAUUGAGAAUUUAUUGCAAUGUUACCAUUAUUAUUUUUUGGCUUUACUAAAAGGUUUUAGGUGUUGCUGGAAUUUUUUUCGCCGUCGACGUGCGUUGCAUUCUCGCACUAUUCGAAUUGGAUAUGGUCCAGUUCUUGGCUCGCCACAGUCUUUUCCUCCAAAUGUAGUCUGCAAUCAGAAAUAUAAUAUCUUUACGUUUAUACCUAUAGUUUUAUUUCAACAGUUUAAAUUUUUUUUGAAUUUGUAUUUUCUUUUGAUGGCUUGUAGUCAGUUCAUUCCAGCAAUUCAGAUUGGUGCACCAAUCACUUAUUGGGGUCCCCUCGGUUUUGUCUUAACAAUAACCUUAAUACGAGAAGCAUUGGAUGAUUUUGUUCGUUUUUUGCGAGAUCGGGAACUAAAUGCUGAAAAAUAUGAAAAAUUAACAGCUUAUGGAUUGGAACGUAUAUCAAGCUCUGAUAUAAAAGUUGGCGACUUAAUUGUGAUACAAAAAGAUAAGCGUGUACCUGCUGACAUUAUUCUUCUUCGUACCACUGAAAAAUCUGGUGCUUCAUUUAUAAGAACGGACCAGCUGGAUGGUGAAACUGACUGGAAAUUGAGAACAGCAGUGCCUAUAACACAGAAUCUUCAACAUGAUCAGGAUAUUCUUGAUUUAAACAUCGAAGUUUAUGCAGAAAAGCCGCAAAAAGACAUCCAUGAUUUUGUGGGUACUUUUAAGGUCAGUAAUGAAGAUACAAUUCAAGAUGGCUCACUGAAUGUGGAAAAUGUACUUUGGGCUAAUACAGUUUUGGCAAGUGGUCGUGUUGUCGGUGUUGUUGUUUAUACAGGUCGUGAAACACGUUCGGUUAUGAAUACGACCUUACCUGAAAGUAAAGUUGGCCUGCUUGAUAUUGAAGUCAAUAAUUUAACGAAAAUUCUCUUUUUGUUUGUAAUUGUUCUUGCCUCUGUUAUGGUUGUUAUGAAGGGUAUUGAUCAGAACUGGUAUCGGUAUUUGAUGCGAUUUAUAUUGCUGUUUUCAUAUAUUAUUCCCAUUUCUUUACGAGUGAAUUUGGAUAUGGCCAAAUUAUUUUAUGCAUGGCAGAUAGGAAGAGAUCGGCACAUUCGAGGGACAGUUGUUCGUAGUAGCACAAUUCCAGAAGAGCUUGGUCGAAUUUCAUUUCUUCUAUCAGAUAAAACUGGUACAUUAACGAAAAAUGAAAUGCGUUUCAAGAAAAUCCAUUUGGGCACAGUGCACUUCAGUACAGAUGCAUUCGAGGAUGUUUCACGUCAUGUAAUAUCGGCCUAUUCUGGAAAAUUGGGUCGAAAUUCCUAUUCCAGCAAAUUGCAAACUGCUGUGGAGGCUAUAGCUUUAUGCCACAAUGUAACACCGAUUGAAGAAAAUGGUGCAGUCAGUUACCAAGCUGCUAGUCCUGAUGAAGUGGCAUUAGUGCAGUGGACGGAAUCGGUGGGAGUACGAUUGGCUCAAAGAGAUCAAACAUCAAUACAACUUCAACUUUCAAAUGGUCAGGCAAAAAGUUUCCAGAUUCUCCAUUUAUUCCCUUUUACUUCAGAAACUAAAAGAAUGGGUAUCAUCGUUAAGGAUGAAACAACAGAUGAGGUUAGUUUUAUUAUGAAAGGUGCUGAUACUGUCAUGGCGACAAUGGUUCAGUACAAUGACUGGCUGGAGGAAGAAUCAAGUAAUAUGGCCAGAGAAGGAUUACGCACAUUGGUUGUGGCCAAGAAAACACUUUCUCCGGAACAAUUAAUCGAAUUCGAAAAACAUUAUCACCAAGCAAAAAUGACCGUAGUUAAUCGAAGUGAGCAUAUGGCUGCUGUAUUGAGGCGUCUUGAAACUGAUUUGCAUUUGCUUUGUCUUACAGGAGUUGAAGAUCGUCUCCAGGAAAAUGUCCCUGCGUCAUUAGAAUUAUUAAGAAAUGCAGGAAUAAAAAUUUGGAUGUUAACUGGCGAUAAGCUUGAAACAGCUAUUUGUAUUGCAAAAUCCUCUGGCCUUUUUCCAAAAACGGAUAAUGUCCAUGUUUUUGGAUAUGUGCAGACUAGAAUUGAAGCUCAUAAUGAAUUAAAUGCGUUACGAAAGAAAAAUAACGUGGCUUUAGUUUUGUCGGGUGCUGCAUUAAAUGUGUGUUUACAGUAUUACGAAGCGGAAAUUGCUGAACUCGUUUGCAGUUGUACAGCGGUAGUUUGCUGUCGUUGUUCACCUGAGCAAAAAGCACAACUUGUAAAUAUAUUGAGGAAAUAUCGUUCUUCUCAACGAGUUGCUGCUAUAGGAGAUGGUGGUAAUGAUGUUUCGAUGAUACAAGCUGCUCAUGCAGGGAUAGGUAUUGACGCCCAUGAAGGUAAACAGGCAUCAUUAGCGGCUGAUUUUUCUAUCACGCAAUUCGCACACAUAACACGUUUAUUGCUUAUUCAUGGUCGAUUUUGCUAUAAACGAUCAUGCGCCCUUUCACAAUUUGUUAUGCAUAGAGGAUUGAUAAUUUCUGUCAUGCAAGCGAUUUUCUCGUGCGUUUUUUAUUUUGCUUCCAUUUCUUUAUAUCAAGGAGUUCUCAUGGUUGCAUAUUCAACAGUUUAUACGAUGUUGCCAGUGUUUUCAUUAGUUGUAGAUCGUGAUGUAACACAGACUAAUGCAUUAACUUAUCCAGAGCUUUACAAAGAAUUAGGCAAAGGUCGCUCGUUGUCUUAUAAAACUUUCUGCAUAUGGGUUCUUAUCAGUAUUUAUCAAGGUUCUGUAAUUAUGUAUGGUGCAUUGCUUGUAUUCGAUUCGAAUUUCAUUCAUGUUGUAUCGAUCACCUUUUCAGCACUCAUAGUUACAGAAUUGAUUAUGGUUGCACUAACUGUGCAUACGUGGCAUUGGGCAAUGCUUCUGGCUCAAGCAUUGUCAUUAUCUCUUUAUGCUGGAUCACUAUUAUUGCUCGACAAUUUUUUCGACCGACAAUUUGUGAUGUCUGGUGAAUUUCUGGGCAAAACAACUGCAAUCACCGCAGUAUCGUGUUUUCCUUUAUAUAUAAUUAAAGCAUUAAGAAGGAAAUUCUCGCCGCCGUCUUAUGCGAAAGUUAAUUAA